Gamsiella multidivaricata is the source of this 1081-nucleotide messenger RNA. RefSeq lists its product as uncharacterized. Bases 137 to 754 code for a protein of 205 amino acids. The transcript is spliced from 2 exons. Gene Ontology annotation, molecular function: protein binding. Lineage: Eukaryota; Fungi; Mortierellomycota; Mortierellomycetes; Mortierellales; Mortierellaceae. The record is from RefSeq and is a predicted model, not a curated record.
UUCGUUUUUCCUCUCUUAUACCUCACACUUUCCUCUUCGUCCUUCAACAGGCCGAAGUCGUCAUCCGUACAGACGCCUCUUUCUUAAACCCUCUUCCCAUUUUCUCUCCUAGCUUUGUGCUAUCAUAGUGGCUUCGAUGACAGACGCACCGACGGAUAAUACUACCAAUAACGAAAGCUGUAUCUCACUCAAAGCAACAAGGAAUCCGUUGGCACAAAUGGUUCCUCACGAGCUGCUCGUCAAGAUCUUCUAUAAUCUCGAGGAACGACCUCAACAUCGUCAUACCCCCACGUCCUUUAUCUCGUUCUCGUCUUCUUUGUCCCUUGACCGAUCCAAUAUUUUAUCCUGCGCACUCGUUUGCCGAGACUGGUACUAUGCCGCUGUGGACACAUUGUGGCGCGAGGUCGAUCUCCAGAGCGUGGAAUCGUUUAUUCAGUUUAGUAGGGUCCUUGACCCAGGGUUUUCGUACAUGGAUACUGAGCCUACAAUCGUCUACUCCCCAAACGGAUACCGCGAGCAGGGCAGGGAGUGUAAAGAAGGGGACGACUAUGCAACUACGACGGAACACGAUGUACGGGAACGCGGACACGGACAGCUGCUGCAUGCGGGGAAUGCUACCCAUCUACAGCAUAAGCAGCCCGUUCGCUCGGGAUUCUCGGAAGUAUCGUCAAGGACACCGUUAUCGGAGCAGGAUAUCUCUUCUCUAAGUUGUUCUCCCACUCCAGGUACAGUACCUUUGGUACUCACGUACUAACGAAAAGACAACAAGCGGAUGAAGCAGUAAAGAAAAAGGGGGGAGGGCAGGCGCUGUGAAGAUGAGUGCGAAUACCACCACUCUCGCCAUGGGCUGCUAGCGUCCUUGGAAUCUGGCUUCUUGGACUUUCACGGACUCGGGGAUGACUGUUUCGCUUAGAGGUGGUGUCAUCCACCGGAUAAAGAAACCACGCCCGGACAGAUGGUCCGAAUAGCAGGGCGAGUGGAGUACAAGCAAAAUAAGCACAUGACUCUUGCGGGAGAGCAAACUUUACUGUCUUACCCCACAAACAACCUAAAAAAAACGGGACCAAACAGAGAUUGGGUC